UUUGUUUCAUUUUUUGUUAAAGAGAAAUCUCACCACACACACAGAGCUAACACCCAGAGCUGCUGCAGUACACCAGAAGCCUGGAGCUGGGGGAGAUUAAAGCAGCUGUAGCUAAGACAAGCGGCUUUGUUUUUAUUUCUUUUUCAGGCCCGGAAAUUGAACACGCAGUUAAUGGAUAGGAAUCUUCCCUCGUAACCGAGCCAGACAAUGGGUAAGAAGAGUCGAGUGAAGACUCAGAAAUCGGGGACGGCCGGGACAGCCGUGGUGUCUCCCAAAGAGAUGAUGAACCUGAUCUCCGAGCUCCUGCAGAAAUGCAGCGGUGCGGCUCCAUCUCCGGGAAAGGAGUGGGAGGAGUACAUCCAGAUCCGCACCCUGGUGGAGAAAAUCCGCAAGAAACAGAAAGGAGUGUCCGUGGUGUUUGAGGGCAGUAGGGAGGAUUACUUCCCCGAGCUCAUGGCCUGGGCUGAUUUAUGUGAGGCGUCCUGCGAGGGCUUCGAGAUCACCAGCUUUGGAGAGGAAGGAUAUGGCCUCAGAGCCACCAGAGACAUCAAGGCUGAAGAGCUGUUUCUCUGGAUUCCCAGGAAGAUGCUGAUGACCGUAGAAUCUGCUAAAAACUCCGUCCUUGGUCCGCUGUACAGUCAGGACCGGAUCCUGCAGGCCAUGGGCAACGUGACUCUGGCUUUGCACCUGCUGUGUGAGAGGGCGACCCCGGAGUCCCCCUGGCUGCCCUACAUCAAAACCCUGCCCACUCACUACGACACACCUCUAUACUUCGAGGAGGAGGAAGUGCGCCACCUGCUGGCCACGCAGGCCAUUCAGGACGUGCUGAGCCAGUACAAGAACACGGCGCGUCAGUACGCCUACUUCUACAAAGUCAUCCACACUCAUCCCAACGCCAGCAAACUGCCCCUGAAGGAUGCUUUCACCUUUGACGACUACAGGUGGGCCGUAUCGUCUGUGAUGACCCGUCAGAACCAGAUCCCUACAGAGGACGGCAGUCGGGUCACGCUGGCUCUCAUCCCUCUGUGGGACAUGUGUAAUCACACCAACGGCCUGAUUACGACCGGUUACAACCUGGAAGACGACCGAUGCGAGUGUGUUGCUCUGCACGACUAUAAAGAGGGCGAGCAGAUCUACAUAUUCUAUGGUACGAGGUCCAACGCCGAGUUUGUCAUCCACAACGGUUUCUUCUUCGAGGACAACGCACACGACCGAGUGAAGAUCAAACUAGGAGUCAGCAAGAGCGAGAGGCUGUAUGCCAUGAAGGCCGAGGUGCUGGCCCGCGCUGGAAUCCCUGCGUCCAGCGUUUUCGCCCUGCACUGCAACGAGCCGCCCAUCUCGGCCCAGCUCCUGGCCUUCCUACGCGUCUUCUGCAUGACCGAAGAGGAACUCAGGGACUACCUGGUGGGUGACCAUGCCAUCAACAAGAUCUUCACACUAGGGAACGCAGAGUUCCCCGUCAGCUGGGAGAACGAGAUCAAACUGUGGACGUUCCUGGAGACGAGAGCAGCACUGCUCCUCAAAACCUACAAAACCACGUCUGAAGAGGACAGAUCCAUGAUGCAGAAACCCGACCUCUCUCCGCACUCGCACAUGGCUAUAAAGCUGCGUCUGGCCGAGAAAGAAAUCCUGGAGCGUGCCGAGGCCUGUGGCCGUGCCAAGCGCUUGCACUUCCAGAAACAGCUGGAUGACGGCGUUCCUCUGCCCGUGUACGAGGAGAGCGACAUCGCGCUGCUGGAGAACGCCGACGCCAAGCUGCCCAUCGUCUUGCGCCAGCUAGAGGAGGAAGAAGAGGACGAUGAGCUGAAGAUGCCGCUUCUUAACGGGGCACGAAAGGAGACCGGAGGAGAGACUGCGGAGUCGAGCGCGCAAAGAACUGAGGAUACAUCCAAAGAUCGGGAAUAGCGUCGUUCGACACCGUUGCGGAUUCCUGCUCCUUAUUUAUUUUCUGUUUUAAAUGACUGACGAAUAGAAGUGAAAGCAAUCGCAACUAAAACAGCAGUCUAUUACUUACAGCUUUUUUUUUUUCUUUUUUUAAAUAUAGAUGAGAUGAUUUCGGAGGAUGUCCUGCUGUUCCUUUCAACCUUUAGAGUUUUAACAGUGCCACACUAGUUUAUAUAUUUAUAUAUAAUUUUUUGUUUAUUUGAAGCAGGUGGCUCCUCCCACUCAGGAGGACAAAGACUGGGAACUGUAUGUGACAAAAUGUCAUCGUCUGACCCGUGGAUCUGAUCUGAUGGCCAGGGGUUCAGUAUGACUGUUUUUGUUUGCUCCUAAAGGAGGCUGGCAUUUAUUAAAAGAGAUUUUUUUUUGUUUUGUUUUACGUAAAAAAAAAAACAUACACAAGGUUUCCCUUUACCUGAAACGUAGCGUGUUUUAGUGCUUGGAGCAGAGACUAGCUUACAAUCUACACUUUAUGUUUAAAGAGGAAUGAGAAUCACAUGCUGGAGCUUAUUACGAAACUUAACCUUGUUUAAGUUGCUGUUUAAAAUUGUUAUAGUGAACUGGUCUACAAAACUCCACCCUCGAUCAUUGGGAGGCGGUGCCAUCACAAAAAUGUUAGCUUGGCUUUCAUCAUCAAAUAGUUUCAUGAUAUGCCAAAACAUUGGGAAGUAAAUCUGUUCAGGUGAGAUCUUUUGCAUUGUUAAGCAGGUUAAAUUCUAAAAUACUAAGGAAACGUCUCCUUUUGGUUUUCUGUCAGCUCAGAAGCUAGUCAGAGUUCCCCUCGAUAACGGCUAGGUGCACUGAUUGAGCCGAUCGUUUCUAUUCCCUGCGUUCUUCUAGCUGAAGAGUAUUCAAGAGUAACAUGUGAGCUAUACAUUACAGCUCAGGUUCAAAGCAACUUUUCACGUCUUUGCUGAUCAGCUACGUUUCUGUACAAGUGAAAAUUGUGUGCGUUUUUUUUCCACGAAACUGUUACUUUUACAUAACGCUUGUUCUGUUAACGUGUUUUGCUAGACAAUCGUUUUUUUUUUUGUUUUUUUUUUUUUUUUAAAGUUUCUGGAUUCUGCUUUGCUUCUGGAUUAAUGAUAUUACCUGAGAAGUCCUGGUCUUUUCAGUAGGACAUUUCUCCUGAAGAGAAAGGGACAAAGAAGAAGCUGAGGAUGUGUUUGUUUUGCUUGUACUUCGGGAACAGUCAGUAUAUUUUUGGAAAGUGGUAUAUAUUUUUGUUUGACCUACUGUGAUCGAACCUUACGAAUGUUAGGAGCUAGACUUUAGAAUUAUUGAGAAGUAGUCUUGCUCUGAAUGUAGUCGGGAAUGCGCCGUCGCAUCGAACAGUCGGCUAAUCGUGUCCUAGCGACGACCGCCUCGGUUGCCGAGAAGUUUGUAACGGCGGGAGCCAAAUUCGUUGCGUCGCUAACGUCUGUGGUUCUCUUUAAGCCUUAAAACGGUUUCCUGUGCGGGAUUUCUCUCCUCGCAAAACAGAUGUUGGUUUUUCGUAUUAAUAAUCGCAGCUCAAAUAGUGCUUUACAAUACAACUACAAAACACAGAUAUCUAAUAUAAUAAAGAAUUAAAACCAGUGGAGUGA
Messenger RNA from Hemibagrus wyckioides, 3527 nucleotides. It is a transcript of the gene setd3, whose product is annotated as SET domain containing 3, actin histidine methyltransferase. The transcript has 13 exons. Gene Ontology annotation, biological process: positive regulation of transcription by RNA polymerase II; peptidyl-lysine monomethylation; actin modification. The record is from RefSeq and is a predicted model, not a curated record. The coding region runs from base 208 to 1905 and encodes 565 amino acids. NCBI's taxonomy places the organism in Eukaryota, Metazoa, Chordata, Actinopteri, Siluriformes, Bagridae. Gene Ontology annotation, molecular function: protein binding; transcription coactivator activity; histone H3K36 methyltransferase activity.